Penicillium daleae is the source of this 537-nucleotide messenger RNA. Its product is annotated as SRP9/SRP21 family protein. The record is from RefSeq and is a predicted model, not a curated record. Gene Ontology annotation, biological process: SRP-dependent cotranslational protein targeting to membrane. The transcript is spliced from 2 exons. NCBI's taxonomy places the organism in Eukaryota, Fungi, Ascomycota, Eurotiomycetes, Eurotiales, Aspergillaceae. Gene Ontology annotation, cellular component: signal recognition particle, endoplasmic reticulum targeting. Bases 1 to 537 code for a protein of 178 amino acids.
AUGCCUUACCUCCCCACCUCCCAGGCUUUCCUGGAGCAGUCAGCUCAGCUUCUAGAGGCAUACCCGGAGACUACCCGGAUAACAACAAAAUACCACUUCCCAACCGAAACGCCCGGCGCCCGCUCCAAACGCGCAAAAUCACAAGCCAAAAAGGCCGCCUCCUCCACCUCCCCCUCAGAACCUCAAACCCCCUCAACACAACCCCAAACCCAAACUACCGCCCCCGUCGCCGCGCUCACCCUCAAAACCUACAAUCCCACCACGGGCAUCGUCCUGCAAUACCAAACUAACAAAAUCGCCGAGGUAACCCGGUUGAUCACGGGAUUGGGCAAGUUAGCCGCUGGCGCAGACGUCGCGAGUCUCGGGUUGUCGGCGGGAGCUGGUCUGGCCGGGGGUGAUGUGGAGAUGGUUGAUGCGCCGGUUGAAGAGGGUGUUGCUGUGCCUGCGGCUGCUGUGAGUGCGGGGCAGGGUGGGAAGAGUCAGGGUCAGGGUCAGGCUGGGAAGGGGAAGAAGAAGGGUGGGAAGGGGAAGCGAUAG